This is a messenger RNA of Ctenopharyngodon idella (grass carp), 2848 nucleotides long. It is a transcript of the gene nras, whose product is annotated as NRAS proto-oncogene, GTPase. Gene Ontology annotation, molecular function: GTP binding; GDP binding; GTPase activity. The transcript is spliced from 6 exons. Gene Ontology annotation, cellular component: plasma membrane. The coding region runs from base 381 to 947 and encodes 188 amino acids. NCBI's taxonomy places the organism in Eukaryota, Metazoa, Chordata, Actinopteri, Cypriniformes, Xenocyprididae. The record is from RefSeq and is a predicted model, not a curated record. Gene Ontology annotation, biological process: Ras protein signal transduction.
AUUUGUGGAAUUCUGAAGCCGGAAGUCGCUCUGAAUCGUGAAGUUCUGGGGGAAGCUGCUUGGUCAACUCUUAUUCAAAACUUUAGACAGACUUAUUUAACUGCUGUUUUUAGAAGCUGAAUCUAUAGUCUCCCAACUAAUCCUGUUCGUAGGGUUUACGUCGCUUCCAGACGAGUGUGAAGUGACUUUUAAAGUGCUCCUCAUGGCAUUAUUUUGGGCGAGAGAGCAGUAAUUAGCGAAGCCCUGUUGAUCAGAUCAGCCAGAGGUCGCAGAACUGCAGAGUAAGCGAUGCAGACUUUGUUGGCAAAAGAGGCUUCAAAAAUAUUUUAAAAAUCCUACCAACCCCAAACCUUUGAACGGUGGUCUCUAAGGACUGUAAGAUGACCGAGUAUAAGUUGGUUGUUGUGGGAGCAGGUGGUGUCGGGAAGAGCGCAUUAACCAUCCAACUCAUUCAGAAUCACUUUGUGGAUGAAUAUGACCCCACUAUUGAGGACUCUUACAGGAAGCAGGUGGUGAUUGAUGGUGAGACGUGUCUGUUGGACAUCCUGGACACUGCAGGUCAGGAAGAAUACAGCGCAAUGAGGGACCAGUACAUGAGGACAGGAGAGGGUUUCCUCUGUGUCUUCGCUAUAAACAACAGCAAAUCCUUUGCAGACGUGCAUUUGUACAGAGAGCAGAUCAAGCGCGUGAAGGAUUCAGACGAUGUUCCCAUGGUCCUAGUGGGGAACAAAUGUGAUUUGGCCAGAACAGUGGACACCAAGCAAGCUCAGGAACUUGCCAGAAGCUACGGCAUAGAGUUUGUAGAAACUUCUGCAAAGACCAGACAGGGAGUUGAGGAUGCUUUUUACACCCUCGUCCGUGAGAUCCGGCAUUAUCGCAUGAAAAAGCUCAACAGCAGAGAAGAUAGGAAGCAGGGCUGCCUGGGCGUGUCCUGUGAAGUCAUGUGACUGCACUGUCUCCCCCUUUGUUUUUUGUUUUUUUGUUUUGAGCAGUUUCUUGACCAGGCAGCUGGAAGCCUCGUGACCAUGUGUGUGCGUGUGUGCAGAGUUUGCCCUCUGCUGGCUGAAAGGGAUUAAUGCACAACUGGUCAUCUUUCCUGUUGGCCUGCUGUAAUAGAAAAAUGAGGCCAUUGGACAUUACAUGUUUUCACUGAGGCUCAUUUGUCUCAUUUAGUACUUGGGUUUUCCCUCUUCCUUUGGAAGAAAAACUUAAACGGGCAUUGAGAUUGGGCAUUGAGUUCUUCUUUCUUCACUUCUGACCCCUUAUGAACACAACAGCACAUUGGCAUUGAUUAAAGAAAUUCUAAAUUGCAGAAGGGUGCAACUCAUAAAAUCAUGCCUAGGCCAUAUUUCACCACAAAAAUCUAAAGAAUAAAUAAUUAAGGAAUUAUAUUUUGAAGCUUUUUUUUUUUUUUUUUACCCCCCAAACUCUUAUCAUAAUGCAUCUGAAAUUGUAUUUAUUUUUGAUUCCCAUUGUUUUAAUGCAAUACACUUUUACUGUAAUAUAAUAUUUUCUUCAGUAGGCAUAACGUCAGUCUAACACCUACUACUAUGAUGCAUAAAUACUUCACAGUUUAAAUAUACAUUCUUUUUUUUUUCACAUUACCAUACUGAGAUUUGGAGGGGAAAUGUGUUUGUCAACAAAUAUGUGACAGUGUCACAUUGCAAAAAAAUUUUCACCCAAAAAUUUUCACCCAAGAAUGCUUUGAUUAUAAGAAAUGCAUAUUUCACCGAAGGAAAGGAACUGCAUUUUUAAAUGUUAUUUAAAUUGGAAUUAAUAUAGAUAAUUACCAUAUAUCUUAAAAUGGAAGCUGUUAUUUUUAAAGUUUUAGAAAUCUCAGACCUGAUGUUGUAAAGGCCUCAGAAGUGAGAAAGUGAAAUGCCCUUUAAUCUUAAUCCGCAGGUUCAAUGCUCAGGAAUACUGUGAACACAGAAAAUCUUCAGAAAUGUAUGGGAUUAUUUCUGUUUAUUUCUUUCCCUUUUUUUGUAGCCAAAGAGUUUAUUUAGCAUUUACUUUUACCGUUUUCUGUCGUAUACAGUAGUUCCAUUCACUCUAGAAUAUCACCUUUUUCUUUUAUUCUCUUUGCUCUCAGAUGUUAAUUGUAUAUUUUGACAUAUAAUACACAAUGAUUAGAAUGAUUUAGCCUAGAUACAGAUCGGAUUUCAAGCAUGGGGUGUGAUGGAUUUUACUUAAAGGGCCUUUUGAAUCAUGGUGCUGCUGGUGUACAUGCCAAAUUUAUGUGCCGCCUUUUGUGUCCUAUAUAGCAUGACAUCUUUUAGCCCAUGUUAAACAAUGUCUUAAAUCUUCCAGUGAAAGCUGCAAAAAUGUUUUUUGUUGGGAUUGUAACAGAUCAGAGGUUUGUUGCUAUGUUAUUUUCAUGCCUGAAGUCUCUUCUUGAGAGCCAAUGAAGGUUUAUCAAGAAGUUAAAGCGAUUUUUCGUGUUGACUAUCAUGUUAUUUAUAUGGCAUUUGUCUGAAACUGUGCCUAAUUUCAUCAACAGUGAAAUCUGCAAUAUGUUCCAUUAUUCGUACUGCGGUUGCGUUUGGCCUUCUGUCCUCGUUUUAACAGAGGCAGGAUGUUUUCUUAAAAAUACAAACUAAGUUUGCCAUUACAUUAACAAUUCUUUCUUUUUCAACAUUAUCGAGACUUGAUUUAUGAUGUAUUUUGCAGUUUUAGCACAAUUUACUAGUGUCACAGACUUUCCUUAAUCAGAAAAUCAUGUGACAAUGGACAUUUUUCUUUUUUGGGGGGAGGGGAGGGGGGGGGGGGGGGGGAUUCAUGUAUAACAGAUGUUUAAUGUGCCUACCAUAUUACAACACGUUUUACCAGUAAAUUAAUUGGAAACUGA